Molecule: messenger RNA, 503 nt
Organism: Hippopotamus amphibius kiboko
Lineage: Eukaryota; Metazoa; Chordata; Mammalia; Artiodactyla; Hippopotamidae
Product: histone H2A type 1
Exons: 1
Coding region: 111-503 (130 amino acids)
Cellular component (GO): nucleosome
Molecular function (GO): DNA binding; structural constituent of chromatin; protein heterodimerization activity
Source: RefSeq, a predicted model, not a curated record
CUAUUUUACCCAAUGGAAUAGCUUCUUUUUCGCGCCCAGCUGCAGCUAUAAAAUAUGCCUUUUCCUUCUUUCCCUUUAGUUUCCUCUGUGUAGGCUUUAAGUGUUGCAUUAUGUCUGGACGUGGCAAGCAGGGCGGCAAAGCUCGCGCCAAGGCCAAGACCCGCUCCUCGCGGGCCGGGCUCCAGUUCCCCGUGGGCCGAGUGCACCGCCUGCUCCGCAAGGGCAACUACGCCGAGCGGGUCGGGGCCGGGGCGCCGGUGUACCUGGCGGCGGUGCUGGAGUACCUGACGGCCGAGAUCCUGGAGCUGGCAGGCAACGCGGCCCGCGACAACAAGAAGACGCGCAUCAUCCCGCGCCACCUGCAGCUGGCCAUCCGCAACGACGAGGAGCUCAACAAGCUGCUGGGCAAAGUCACCAUCGCUCAGGGCGGCGUCCUGCCCAACAUCCAGGCGGUGCUGCUGCCCAAGAAGACCGAGAGCCACCACAAGGCCAAGGGCAAGUAA